This is a messenger RNA of Aureobasidium subglaciale EXF-2481, 3459 nucleotides long. RefSeq lists its product as uncharacterized. The transcript has a single exon. Gene Ontology annotation, molecular function: damaged DNA binding; single-stranded DNA binding. Gene Ontology annotation, cellular component: nucleus; XPC complex; cytoplasm. The coding region runs from base 1 to 3459 and encodes 1152 amino acids. Lineage: Eukaryota; Fungi; Ascomycota; Dothideomycetes; Dothideales; Saccotheciaceae. The record is from RefSeq and is a predicted model, not a curated record. Gene Ontology annotation, biological process: mismatch repair; nucleotide-excision repair.
AUGCCUCCGUUCGUCCCGCGCAAAAGGCGCUCGCCUUCGCCCGAAGCUCCUCCUGCCAAACGAAGAGAAACUGCCCGUGGCAAGAAGGCUCCAGUCGACAAGAAGCCACCAGUUGACAAGAAAGCGCAACUCGAAAAGAAGCCAGCCAAAGCGAAGAGCAGCGUCUUCGAGGCCGUCGACACCCUCACUACCAAAGCGACUGCUGAAGAGGCGAAGAACUUCUUUGCGAGCGUUGGCCAAGGCGAUAGCGACGAUGAUGAAGAAGACGCUUCAUCAUCUGAGGAUGACGACGACUUUGAAGAUGUGCCCAUGAAGGAAGCACCGAAAGAGCAGGACGAAGAUGAGGACAUGGACUGGGAGAACGCUAUCCCAGCUCAGGAAGACACCGUCAACGACGACAGCGCCAUCCAAGACGUCAACAUUUCCAUCAACGAGGACGGCAGUGUCCAAGCCGUUGCUGCUGCUGAGCAACAAGCAAAGGCCAAGAAGGGCCCCUCUAAAAGAGAACGCCAGGCUCGCAUCCGAGCACAUUGCAUACACGUCCAGACGCUACUCUUCCACAACGCCGUCCGUAACUCAUGGCUCAACGAUGCCGAGCUUCACAAGAUCCUGCUUGACAGUCUCAGCCAAGGCCUCAAGGAUGAGAUCGAUCGCUGGAAGAUCAACAUGGGCUUGAAGGAACCACCUCCGAAGAAGAAGCAAAAGGGCAAAGCCAAGGGAAACAGCAAAGCCAGAGACUGGGGACAAGACGCCGAUAGACUCGAGCCCGGCGUGCCCAACCUCAGCAGUGGAGACCCUCUACUUAGACUGCUCAAGGUCUUGACCGCCUACUGGAGGAAGCGUUUCAACGUCACAGCUCCUGGUAUCCGCAAGCAAGGCUAUCUACCUCAAAGACUCAUCACCUACGAGAUCAAAGCCUGGGACAAGAACAAGUCCAACUUCGAACGACAUGGUGAGCGUAUUGAGAACAUCGACGAGUUCCGCAAGUGUGCAAAGGCAUGUCGAGGUUCGCGAGAUGUCGGUGCUCAACUCUUUACCGCUCUGAUUAGAGCUAUUGGCAUCGAGUCCAGGAUGGUGGCCAGCUUGCAGCCUGCAGGUUUUGGCUGGACAAAAGUCGAGGAUGGCGAGAUUAAGAAGCCGCCUCCAACUUCCUCCCAGAAUCCUGUCGAGAUCUCUGACGACGACAGUGUGACCGCCGAAUCUCCCAAAGCCAAAGCAAAGCCGAAGCCGAGGAAGCCGCUCAAGAUUGAGAAGCCUGCUCGAAAGUCCACUCGCAAAGCGGAAAAUGAAACGGUCAAAGAUGAGUCUAGUUCACUCUCUAGCGCUGCAUCAGACGCCGCCGACGACGACGAUGAUGAUGAUGCAUCAGUGAUUGACAUCACACCCGGAAUUCCGCCAAAGAACACCAAAAAGUAUGAUCGCGACCUUGCAUACCCUCAUUACUGGACAGAAGUUCUCUCGCCUGUGUCAAAUACCUACAUCCCUGUCGACUCCAUUGUCUUGUCGACUGUUGCUAGUACGCAAGAGUUACUUUCUACUUUCGAGCCUCGAGGCAAGCGUGCCGACCAAGCCAGACAGGUCAUCUGCUAUGUUAUCGCACACAAUCCUGACACCACUGCGAAAGAUGUCACAAUCCGCUACUUGAAAAAGCAUCAACUACCUGGCCGUACGAAGGGCUUCCGAAUGCCUGUGGAAAAGAUCCCAGUGUUGAACAAGCGCGGUAAAGUCAUCAAGACCGAAGACUACGACUUCUUCAAGCGCAUCAUGUCACCAUUCGUUCGUCCACAAAAUAAGCGUACGGCAGCAGACGAUGUUGAAGAGUCCACUGAUCUCAAGCCCUUCAAGCCAGCGACCGAGAAGGCCAAAGUUGCCACCGAGUCUUUGCAGUGGUACAAGCAGAGCGCCGAAUUUGUGCUCGAGCGUCAUCUGCGUCGUGAAGAAGCUAUUCUGCCAGAUUCAAAGCAAGUCAGAACUUUCACUUUUGGCAAGGGCGACAAGGAAAAGACAGAGCCCGUCUACAGGCGAGCAGAUGUCGUGAAUUGCAAGACCGUUGAAUCAUGGCACAAAGAAGGUCGCCAGAUCCAGAUGGGUGAACAGCCACUCAAGAUGGUUCCUGUUCGCGCAGUGACUCUCAUGCGUAAGCGUGAGAUGGAAGAGGCUGAACGUGAGACGGGCGAAAAGCUCAAGCAAGGUCUCUACGGCAUUGACCAGACUGAAUGGAUCAUCCCACCUCCCAUCAAAGAUGGUGUCAUUCCUAAGAACGCAUACAACAACAUUGAUGUGUAUGUGCCUUCCAUGGUACCCAAAGGCGCUGUUCACAUUCCUCUUCGAAGUACCGCCAGAAUCUGCAGAAAACUCAACAUCGACUACGCCGAAGCUUGUACAGGUUUCGAGUUCGGCAAGCAGCGUGCGGUUCCUGUAAUCACUGGCGUAGUCGUGGCUGCUGAAAACGAAGAUGCUGUCAUCGAUGCCUGGGAGAUUGAGGAAGCAGAACGUAAACGUAAAGAGGACGUCAAGAGACAGGCUACUAACCUGCAUCUGUGGCGGAAGUUCCUCAUGGGCUUGCGUAUUGUUGAACGUAUAAGAACAGAUUACGCUGGUCGAUCGAAUGAAGCUGAAGAAAUCAAUCCCUUCGUCAACCGCGACAAGCAAAAGAAGAAGAAGGCACCCAGAGAUGAGAUGACUAUGGGUGGCGGCUUCGUGGUCUCCGGCGAUGAGGACGAGGACGAGAAAGUCGAAGAGACGAAGGAAGAAGACACCAAUCUCAGUCUUGGUGGCGGUGGUGGUUUCAUGCCCGAAGACGAAGACGAAGAUGAAGACGACACCAAAGCAGAAGACAUCGAGAUGGGCGGUGGUUUUCUGCUCGACGACGACGAAGCAGAGGAAGAAAAGAAGCCAGUCACCAGCUCGCACUUUGCACCAAUGUCUCUCGCGUCAGCAGCUCACCGUCAAGCUCAAUCCUCAGACGCAGAACCUGUAAAGGAGGAGAAUGAAAGCGAGGAAGAACUAGAGGACGACGAACCUCCACCUCAACGUCGUAAACCUCGUACAUCUGCCGCUGCCAAACCCACUACCAAAUCAAAAGCAGCCCCAAAACCCAAGGCCAAAGCAGCACCAAAAGCAAAAUCUGCACCCAAGCGUCCAGCAAGAAGAUCGAAAGCCAUCAUCUCUGAAUCGGAAGACGAAGCCGAAGACGAAGAAGACGAAGCAGCACAAUCCUCAGACCUCUCGGAUCUCACCGAUGCAUCUGAAGAUGACGCCGCCCCUGUCAUCAAGGAACGUAACUCAUCACCCAAAGUCAUCAUCUCCCCACGCAAACCCAUCAAGAAAGAGAUUAAGAGUCCUUAUUUCUCACAUACCGAGGAUGAUGGCGAGGGUGAGGAGAUGGAAGAGGAUGAGAGUGAGGAAGAGGUUGUGAAGCCGAGAGCGACUACUAGACGUACCAGAGGGAUGAAUUAG